Messenger RNA from Symbiodinium pilosum, 812 nucleotides. The record is from the annotation of a GenBank genome assembly. Lineage: Eukaryota; Dinophyceae; Suessiales; Symbiodiniaceae.
GAGAACUUGUGUGCUUUGGAGGGAACUGGCCUGGGCAAGUCUUCGGCUUAGAUUCCCCUGGCCAGUGCGAUGUGCCCUUAGACUUGGGGCCGGUGACGGCAUUUUCUGCGGGACACGAGCAUUCUUGUGCCAUUAAAGCGGAUGGGGGUCUGGUUUGUUUUGGUAUGAACUUCGCUGAGCAAUGUGAUGUACCUGAAGAUUUAGGUCCAGUUCAGGCGGUAUCUGCAGGCCGGUAUCAUACUUGCGCCAUCGCAACAAGUGGUGAGUUGGUGUGUUUUGGGUGGGAUGAAGAUGGCCAGUGCCAAAUUCCCAGCGAACUGGAGACAGUUGGAGCUGUUUCGGCGGGGGGCUCCCACACAUGCGCAGAGAAGCGCGACCGACAUGUGGUCUGUUUUGGGUCGAAUGAUGAAGGCCAGUGCGACGUACCUGCUGAUUUGGGGGCAGUUAGGGCUGUAUCUGCAGGCUACUCUCACACCUGCGCCAUCAGGAGAGAUGGUGAGCUGGUUUGCUUUGGAGGAAAUGACGAUGGGCAAUGUGAUGUCCCUGCUGAUCUUGGGCCAGUUGUGGCAGUGUCUGCGGGCGGUGAACAUACCUGCGCCAUACGGACAACAGGCGAGUUAGUCUGCUUCGGUUGCGGGGAAGAGAAUGAGGGUCAGUGCGACGUACCAGCCAGCUUAGGCCCAGUUGUGGCAGUUUCUGUGGGUGUUGCGCACACCUGUGCCAUGACAGCAGGUUGGCAGCUAGUUUGCUUUGGACUAAAUGAUGAUGGCCAGUGUGAUCUGCCGUUGGACAUGGACGCAGGUGCAGCUUGA